Oreochromis aureus is the source of this 4564-nucleotide messenger RNA. It is a transcript of the gene thrap3a, whose product is annotated as thyroid hormone receptor associated protein 3a. The record is from RefSeq and is a predicted model, not a curated record. Gene Ontology annotation, biological process: positive regulation of transcription by RNA polymerase II. NCBI's taxonomy places the organism in Eukaryota, Metazoa, Chordata, Actinopteri, Cichliformes, Cichlidae. The transcript has 12 exons. Bases 220 to 3060 code for a protein of 946 amino acids. Gene Ontology annotation, cellular component: mediator complex. Gene Ontology annotation, molecular function: transcription coregulator activity; DNA binding.
ACACACACACACACACACACACACACACACUCAUACACACAUACACACCGUCGGGUACAAUAGAAGAGACGAGCUCGCCAAGGAGUAAAAGUCUGCACUCAUUUCUACUAUAUUUUACCAGGGUUCGUGAAUGUGACGCGACGACACUGAAAUAUAACGCCGACCCGAUCAUUCAAUUGUUCCUGCAAAUGAACAGCUAGAGGUAGGCUGAGUGCAGUGAUGUCCAGAUCCACAAAAUCAGCCUCGAGAUCUCGGAGCCGCUCGAGGUCCAGGUCAAGAUCCCGUUCCACCUCCCGCUCCAGGAGUCGCUCCAGGUCUCGGUCCAGGAAGCACCGUUAUAGCUCUAGAUCUCGGUCUCGGUCAAGGUCAAGAUCAAGAUCAAGAUCAAGAUCUUAUUCUCCAUCCUAUAACCGGGAGAAGAAAUAUCCGCGAGGUUACCAGAACAAUCGGGAGUUCCGGGGCUAUCACCGCGGCUUCCGUAGGCCUUAUAACUUCAGGGGUCGAGGACGGGGCUACUUCCCACGUGGACGCUACCAACGAGGGGGACGUGGCUACAAUAACAACAACUAUCAACAGAACUGGAAGAAUUUCAGGCAGCAUCCUCAAAAACAGCAACAAAAUCAUCAGAAACAACAACAACAGCAUUGGCAACAGCAACAGCAGCAAAACCAUUCACAAGGACGCUCUCAGAAACACUGUGGGAGCUCCCCUCAUGGUCACUCUCACCAGUCCGACAAAUCCUGUUCUCCUUUAUCCAGACACUCGCAGCAUUCUUCUGCCUCAUCACACUCCUCCUCUCCUAAAUGCAGGCCGGCCUCGCUGCUCGCUAACCAAACCUCAAAAGAUGUGAAAGAUGAGCAGCUGGCUUCCAAGGACGUUCAAAAGGGAGGAGAGGGAGAGGAUGAGUCAGGGGAGCGUGUUGAGUUAUUGGCAGGAGAUGAUAGAGAAGGUGCUGGCGGUGGGAAAACUGAGGGGAACUGGAAAGGCCUGACAAACUACAGCAGCAGUCCAAAGAAAAGCAGUCCGCUGGCAGGCUCUGCUGCUACUGUUGGUCAGAGCAGCCAAACGGCUAACCAGUCUAGCCCCACUAAAAACACAGGCAUCACACCCAAUGGCACCCCCACCUGGCAGAUGGUGUGUGGUUCAUCCUCGACUAAAAAACCUUCAAAUGAGGGUCUAAAUCAAAUCCUUUCCAGCUUUGACAUCUCCAAAGAAGACUACCUGGAUAGAGAUAAAACAGCAAUCUCCAUUGCAUUCAGGAAGUUUUGGGAGGAAGCUAAAGCUAAAGCUAAAUCUUCUUCAGAAAAUGCCAGGAACGCAGAAGCAAACUGUAUGGAUAUGGAACAAGAGAAAGUAAAUGGCAAAGCUUCUGUAGUUGUCUCUGAUUCUGUAUCAAGAAAAUACAAAGAGGAUAAUGAUGCUGGAGUGUCUCUGAACAGCUUUUUCAAAGCCUCACCAUUUCUGUCUGCUGAUGGGGAAGAAGAGGAUGAGAUGAUCAUUAAGCCUCAAUUAAAAUCACUUCCAAAAAAUUGGAAUAAUGGAGAAGUGUCCUGUAAGCCAAAGACCAAGGUCGCUCCAUCAGCCCGAGAACAGUUUGAAGAGUGCUUUGCGAAAUGGCAGAAGUUUGCUAAUAGUGACAAAGAUGCCACGGCAGAGGAGCUUUAUCUCAGUGGAAAGCAGGAUAAAACAGCAGCCAUUGCCGCUGCCAAAAGGGAGUUUACGGGAAAAUUCAAAGAACUGUCCCCAGACUUGAUUUGUAAAGCCAGGAAGACGGCAGAAUCUCCAUCUAUCCCAUCUCCUACACCACCAUUGCGGAGGAACUCUGACAGAGACACGUUUGAGGUCAGAGUAGAGGACCCGCCUGUCAUGUCCUCAAGAAAACAGGAAGCAAAAUGUAAUGUUAGAAUGGAUUUCCUUGGAGAUAGCCUGAUAAGUUCUUCAGAUAUUUUAGCUGAAGAGCGACAGUUGUCUCAGGACCUUGUGCAGUCCUCUAAAAAGGAUCAGGAGUUUCGCUCCAUUUUUCAGCAUGUAAAGGCUGCACAGUCACAAAGAAGUCCCUCUGAGAUGUUUGCUCAGCACAUUGUCACCAUUGUUCAUCACAUCAAAGCUCAGCACUUUCCAUCUUCUGGCAUGACUCUAAAUGAGCGAUUCACCUUGUACCAAAGACAAGCUGCAGAGAAGGAAAUGAUGAAGCCAAGAAAAAGUCCAGAGAUACACAGGCGAAUUGAUGUUUCACCAAGUGCUUUUAAGAAACACCCUCAACUUUUUGAGGCGAUGAAAAGCUCAGAGGAUGGCACUUACAAGGAUGGAGGGGAAAAAAUCAAGGGUGACCCAAUGGACCUUCGCUUGGAUAUUGAACGCCGUAAAAAAUAUUCCACCCAUGAACGAUAUUAUAAUGAGGAUCAGGGAAGAGAUGUGGGAGAUUCCCCAGAUUCUAGCAGAGAGAGAUCUGUGGAAAACUUCUAUAAAUACCACAAGAAAUCAAAGAAAAGCAAGAAGAAGAAGAAACGUUCUCGCUCCAGUUCAUCCUCAUCUUCCUCAUCCUCCAAAUCUAACAAAGAUGAAGGUUUACCCCAACAGAAACCUGAUUCAAAAAAUGGAGACUUUAAUAAAAACCGACUGGGCCAAAGGGAAUCAUCGGGUUCCGCUGAAAGUGGACAUCCACAUGGAGGAUUUCAAGUAAGAAUACGUGGAAGGAACUGGAGCAAAGGGAACUAUCAGGGUAACAUUUCACACAGUAAUCCUGUAAGCACGGUUGUACACCAAAAAAGUGAAGACUGGGACCCAGAAUAUACUCCCAAGAGCAAAAAAUAUUACUUGCACGAUGACAGAGAUGAAGAAUCAGAAUGCAAGUGGACAGACAAUCGAGGUCGAGGGAGGGGGAGUUUUACUCGCGGAAAAGCGAGAUUCCUUAUCCGCAAAGCCACUGGGGGCCCCAAUAUCAUCUAUCCAAAAUGGGGCCUCGAUAAGUUCCAGGUCAAUGAGGAGCAAGGUGGCAUGCAGAGAGAAGAGACAGAACAGGACCAUAAAAGGGCAGAAGUUGGUGGAGAGAACAACUGAGCAGCAAAGGAAUCUGCAGAAAAUCUCUUUUGUGUUCUCACAAGAUCUGACUGAGUGAUUUUAUCCAAUGGAUCAAUAAAUGCAGAUUAAAUGUUUUAAGCUAUUCCUAUGAAACAUAUUACUUUAAUUUCACUUCUUCAAACUUGACACAACCAUUUCCUACAUCAAGACUAGUAAAAGCGCUGUUUAAGAGUGAAAUGCAGUUUCUUGUCAAGUUUAAAUUUUUAUGCUUUUGCUUUAUUUUGGUAAAUUAAAAUCUCUUUCAUGCAGCAUUAUAUUAACCUCCUAAGACCCGAACUAAGACUCUUUCAUGGCAUGCAUUUUUUAUUUCUCUUUACUAUGUGACUUUAUAGUGUUCUAUCAAACACUAUAAAGUCACGAUUGAGUAAUUAUGUGCAAAACUCUUUAUUUGGUGUCUGAACACAACAGCAUAUGUCCUGAGUGCAAAAACAACAUGAGAAACAACAAUUAUGCCACUUUGAGCAAUAUGGCUCAUUUGAAAGAGCAAAAUUUAGUAUUGUGGUCUAGACACCCCAAAAUGUGAUGUCCCCAUAUGUGGACGCCAGGUCCUAGGAGGUUAAUAUUUACACUUUUUUGGUUAGGAUGGUUAGAAAAUAAAUUAACACAAAAAAGAACUGCACAUUUUUGAUCAAAUCAGCUAGGCAACAAGAUAAAUUAUUGUACUGCAAAUAUAUUAAAAUAUAAUUUAAUUUACAAACAGUGACUAUAUGUUAUGUUUUUAUGAGCUUUGUCUCAGCAAUAAGUAUGUUGUUCAUGAUGACAUAAAACACCACAGUCCAGCCAAUUUGGCAGAAAUAACACUGAUCUGACAAUGGGACCAAACUGCACAGGGUCAUAGAUUGUGCCCUGCAGUCUGUCAUUAUACAGCAUACAACUAUUUUACAGCACGAGCUAAAAGCCUUUUAACAAGCUUGUGAAACAUUUUACUAUCCGACUAGUAGCUUUAGCUUGUUUUUGGAUACCACUUUAGUGUAUAAUAUUGAUAGUGAUUUUCUUUCUGCAAAGAGUUUAAUUUUGGUUUUUGUACUUGGCCACGCAGGAUUUUGACUUCGAUUGUAACAGAGAAUUUGUUUUUACUGCAAUAGAUUGUAUUUUCAUUUUUAUGUUUGCAAGCUUUUAUUCAGCCAAACAGGUUUUAGCAGUGAUGCUAACUGUGUGCAACUGUCAACGCAAUGAGAGAAGUAGUUAAACAUUUUAGUCUAGAGUUUACAGGAAAAAAGUCUAUCCAAGUUUGUAAAACAGAAGAAGAAUGUUUAUUCUGUGCAUAUCGAUGUUAUUUGUUUUUAGGCUCAUUUAUGCAAGUGCAAGUAUACCUUGCUGUGAGUGCACUGGUCUUACUUGCGUAUAUUAUAGGCCUACAGAUUAAAAUUUUAAGGUUGACUUCUUAGGGAAUAUUGCAUAUUUUAAAUAGUUGUGGUCACUGUUUGUUUUUGUUUGUUUUUUUCUUAGAGACUGUAAAUUAAAGAAACACUGAUUACUUUGA